AUGAGCGAUAAAAGUGAAGAUAUUUCCAAUAAUUCGCUAGAAAGAGAUAACGAUACAUAUAUGGAUGAAAGACCAACAGAUCAACGUCGCCAAUUGAUGAACAUGGAUGACGGUUCAUCUGCUACUCCCAACUUUGAUGAAAAUGACCAAGAAGGUAUAGAACGUGGCGAAAAGAUCUCAAACCACAGAGAGGAACAGCCACAGUCAGAACUAGUUCACGACAAAAAGAAUCAGCAACUGGCCACACCACCACCACCACAAUACGUAUCAUUCUUUAGUCGGGAAUACAAGUCACAUAGAAUGCAAAUACACAAAAGAUUUGUUUUAAUUAAUAUGCUAAUGGCCACAUUGAUUUUAACUGCCCUUUCAAUAUAUUGGGGUUCAUAUUAUGAAAUUCUGGAUAAUUUAAAGGAAUUGAAGAUGUUGGUAGUUAUCGGUGACGAAAACACCAUUGAGGGAGUCCCACCAGUAUUUGGAGACUCUAUGGAGGAAAUUUUACAGCGACCACAAGCAAAAGCAAUUGGAAACUGGUAUAUAUACAAAGAAAGCGAGUUUGAAACACACGCACAAGAUAAUAAUAAUACCAUCAGAGGAGAAAUUUUGAGACAAGUGCAUCAUCAAUUGUACUGGUCAGCAAUAUAUGUCAAGCCUAAUGCUAGCUACAAUUAUUACCAAGCAUUGGUGAAUGGAGACACACGAUAUAAUGUAUCAGACAACACAAUUACGGCUUACUAUGAAACGGCUCGCGACUUUCUCGUUGUGCCGCUGUAUGUGACACCCCAAUUGGAAAAGACGGAGACUUUUUGGUUGGAUCAACAAUCUAGCAUGAUUUCACAACUUGUUGAAAACUCAACUAUUGAAUCAGCAUCACAAAAACAAGUAUUGGCCCAACCAGUGCAGUUUACCGUGGUGGAUAGGCUCCCAGUGACAAAUCAUGUUUUGAAUGCGCCAAUGCAGUUGGGAUUCAUUUAUUUGAUUAUUGUUUCGUUUUUCCAAGUCAGUUUUUUCAGCGAACCACAUCAGAAAGUGGCAAAGACGCCAGUGAAAAGAAUUCAUUACUUGCUUUACCGGUACAUUUCAUCGAUUCUAUCAUUUUUCUUCCUUUCAUUAGUUUUUGGAUUAGUUACAUUGGCUUUCCAGGUUAAUUUCGAUGCAACUUAUGGGAAAUCAGGGUUUUUGGUCUACUGGAGUAUUUCCUUUUUAACUAUGUGUGCUGUUGGAUUAGCCACUGAAAUAAUGGCCAUGUUGAUUAUACCAAUUUAUCCCCCUCUACUUGGAUUUUGGUUAAUAUUUUGGGUUAUUGUCAAUAUUGCCCCUACAUAUACGGUAAUGGCGUUGACCAAUAACUUUUUCCGUUAUGGAUACGCUAUGCCGAUACACAAUAGUUAUGAAGCCACCAAGACGGUGUUUUUCGACGUUUAUAAGGGACAAUUGGGUCGUAAUUUUGGUAUAUUGGUAGCAUGGGUUGUAGUCUUGACUGUGGCAUUUCCGUUUGUCUUGAGGCGCUUUGCACAGUCAAUGGGUAAGAAGGCCGCUGCAUUGGCUGCAAAAGCACAAGGGGAGAAAGGCGUAGAUGGAGAUGACAACGGAGAGGAAAAAGUGUAG
This is a messenger RNA of Lodderomyces margitis, 1605 nucleotides long. RefSeq names its product SNG1 family protein. Bases 1 to 1605 code for a protein of 534 amino acids. The transcript has a single exon. Lineage: Eukaryota; Fungi; Ascomycota; Pichiomycetes; Serinales; Debaryomycetaceae. The record is from RefSeq and is a predicted model, not a curated record. Gene Ontology annotation, cellular component: membrane.